Messenger RNA from Nezara viridula (southern green stink bug), 1642 nucleotides. Lineage: Eukaryota; Metazoa; Arthropoda; Insecta; Hemiptera; Pentatomidae. The record is from the annotation of a GenBank genome assembly.
CUUUAAUAUAUUCCGCUUCUUCUGUCCAUUUCCAUCCCUUUGGAUCAGAUGAGCUGAAAUUAGAUAUGAUUUCUUUUCUAGGCAGAACAAUUUUGCAGAAGUUUGGAUAAAUUUCAGUCAAAAAUUCGGCAUGUCCAAAUGGUUUUAAAAGUUGUUUACACCUCUAUAGCCCCUCCAAAAUGAGUUAAAGGACUUUAUAUGAAUUGAGAGACCCUUUUGAGGUUUAAACAUUUUUCUCCUACAUCCAACAUUUUGACACGUCAAAUUCGGCCUGUAGACAAAUCCAAUAGAAAAUAUGAGAAGGAAAUUCAACUCCGUUGAAAUGUGCUACCCUAAAAAAUUCAAAAUCCCAUGAAGGUUCCUUCUGGGCACCCUUGAUUCAGAAGUAUAAUACAUUUUAAAAUUAUUUUCGAUUUCGUUGUGUAUUUCUAAUUUCAAAUAUUGGCGGGAAAUCCCUGCGAAAAGCUAUCCCCACCAGUGAGAGUGGAAGGUUAAGUUGUCACAGUCAAGCUGUAUUGGGUUGUGCUGUUGUACCGGUAUAUCUCCUAUCAGGCAUGACUGAGACACGGGAGAGAAAAAUCUUCAAGUGCUCUAUUGCUGACAGCAUAGAACUGAUGAGCUAUGAAGAACUUGUUGUGAAACCAAACAACAAAAGAACUCCUGAAAUAAUUCUGCAAACAAAUAGGCCGUUGGUGCUGCUACAUCCAUGGCUCCUUGCUCAGCCUAAGCAUACUAGGAAAUUCGUUGAACUGUACUUGGAGAAGGGAUUUGAUGUUCUAAAGAUCCAAAUAACUAUCUGGAAAGUGCUAUGGCCAGUGAUCGGAUCUCAGGUAGUUGCCGCAAACGUAGUAGAAUUCUUGCACGAUCACGAAAAGUUCCAGCCGCUCUUCGUACAUGGUUUUUCUGCUGGAAACUAUCUCUGGUCAGAGGCGUUAGUUAAAAUCGCUGGAAACAUGGAGAGGUACAAGAGCGUGAUGGACCGCAUCCGGGGGCAGGUUCUGGACUCUCCACCCAGCACCCCGCCAGCCUUCCAGAGAGGAUUCGCCAUCGCUCUCUUCCCCAACAAUCCUAUUCUUUCUUUUCUCUUCGAAAACACUAUAACGCUACAACUUUACUUAUUUUAUAAUAUUGUGACGAGGCACCUUAUAAAUGGAUUCCAGGCAGUUCUAUCUCCUCCAUCAAAAGUUCCUUGCCUGAUGUUCAUAUCAAAGGAUGACCCUAUCUCUCCUUAUGACCGAAAUAUGGUCAUUGUUGAUGCCUGGAAGUCGAAUGGGAUACAGGCGCAGAUAAAAUGUUGGGAUAAAUCUCAGCAUGUCGGUCAUUUUGUUCAUCAUCGAAAUGAAUAUCUGGACCAAUUGAACAUGAUGUUGGAUUCAAUCGGUCUCAGCAACUUGACAGAAAGUGAGAAAAAAACGGAAACAGAGCUGAAUAAAAGCAAUAUAUGAUAAGGAUUAAGUUGUCUCUUCAAGAAAUCAUCUUAAGAAAACAAUACCUUCUGAUAUAGCAUGAUUAAAAGAGUGCAAUAGAUAAUUUAAUUUUUUUAAAGUCUUCGUUUUUAGUUUGAAGUGUUAAGUACAGUGUAAAACUUAACUUUUAAUUUAUAAUAAACACAUAUUUAUUUUGUGUUAGUUAUUAUUGUCUU